This is a messenger RNA of Volvox carteri f. nagariensis, 1839 nucleotides long. RefSeq lists its product as uncharacterized. The record is from RefSeq and is a predicted model, not a curated record. The annotation marks the transcript as partial. Gene Ontology annotation, molecular function: ubiquitin protein ligase activity; zinc ion binding. The transcript is spliced from 8 exons. NCBI's taxonomy places the organism in Eukaryota, Viridiplantae, Chlorophyta, Chlorophyceae, Chlamydomonadales, Volvocaceae. Gene Ontology annotation, biological process: proteasome-mediated ubiquitin-dependent protein catabolic process.
AACUGGAACUGCCCCAUAUGCAUGGAUCUUCUGUACAAACCUUGUAUCAACAACUGUGGCCAUACGUUCUGCUUCUGGUGCAUGCACAACUCCAUGAACCCAUUCCGUCCAUCGCAGUGCCCGCUAUGCCGGGCCGCUUACACGCACUUUCCCCGGGUCUGCGUUCCGCUCCAUUACUUCCUCGCAUCCUCCUUUCCAGAACAGUACUCCGAGCGUGAACGAGAGAACCGCGGUAAGGUUAAGAGGCCCUGCAUUCUCAGCUGCGGCUGCGUGGUGUGCAGGUCCUGUCUACCCGGAACUCCAAGGGCUUCCCGAGGAACACGAGCCCAGGGGGCUGCAGUAGCAGCUGUAGCAGCAGCUGCGGGCCAUCUGAUAACGUCGCCUACCGGGCCCGGAGCGUCACCGCCGCCGCAGCAGCAGCAGCAGCGGUCAUCUCGGGAGCACCCGGAGCAGCAGCAGCAGCAGCAGCAGGGCGUGUGUGGGCAUCUGGACCCGGACACGGACGGGCUGGGGAAGCUGCCCCGGACCUUGCCCCGGAGAGAGGGCUCGGCGUCGCCGCCGGCAUCGCCGCCGCGGCAACGGCAACCCGGGCGCCAGCAGAAGAUGGAGGACGAGGGUUACCAUCACGAUCAGCAGCCGAGGCAGCAGCAAGAGCAGGGGCGCAUCAUCGACAUCUGGCUGGCUCUUCGCGAGGAGAUGGCGGCGCAGGCGGACAAGUGCUUCACCUGGUACUCCGUGGGUUGUGACGACUGCGGAAUGUUCCCCAUUAUUGGCCGCAGAUACAGGUGUGUGGAGUGCACCGAGGUGGUCGGCUACGACCUGUGCGGGGCCUGCUACGACCGGGGUGCCGCGGGUCGUGGCCGCUUCAAUCAGCUACACCGCCCCGAACAUCGGGUGGUGAAAGUGGAGCCGUGCUUCGGGCAGGUGGCGCCGGCGGAGGCCCGCCGUGGCGGAGCCGCCGCCACCGCCUCUGCCGCUGGCGGCGCGGUGGCCUCGGCCUCCGCUGCGGAGCGGGUGGACGGUGGUGGCGGUAAUGGUGGUGGUGGUGGUAGUGAUGGUGCUGGUGUUGGUGAUAGACCCGGAGUUGCCGUGCUGGAGGGACUGCAGCUGCUGACGCUCAUGAACUAUCUGGAGGUUCUCCAUCCGGAGCUGACGGUGGAGCAGGCGACCACGCUGGUCAUUAUGCACCUGGGGGCACCCGGCGGACUACUGGAUUUGGCGGAAGCCGGCCUGCGUGGCGGCGGCGGCGGCGGCGGCGGCGCUGUCGGACGAGGAGGUGUUCGUGGAGCGCCCGCAGCUCGCAGCUCCCAUACCAACGUUGCCGGCGGCACUAGCAGUAGCAGCAGCAGCAGCAGCGCGGCUGCCGGCAGCAGAGGUCUUAGCUUCCGUUGGGGCUUGUGGUCGUUUUCCUCUGGCAGAAGUGGUGGCGGCACGGGGGGUGCCGGCGACGGAGCCGCUGAUGCGGCGUCGUCAGGCACUGUGGUCGACGGAAGUGGCGGCCGGCGGUUUGGCGGCGAUGGUGGGGGCGGAAGCGGACUACCCUGGUUUGCCUGGGCUUCUCGCCGCCGCGGUGGCGGCGGCGGGGACGCAGACUUGUCAUUGCGGCAACGCGCGUUUACCGGACUCCAGGAUGUCGUACGCAGAAAUAACGCCGAACAACAGGACACGCCACAACAAGAACAACAAGCGCAGCGGCUGCUGGGGGCUCCAUCUGACAACAAUGGAGACGUCACGCAGGAUAGGGAGACCCGGCAGCGGAACAGCAGCAGCAACAACAACAACAUCAGCAAUAAUAACAACAGCAGUAGCAGUAGCCGUAACAGCUGCUGUGUGCAAUGA